Molecule: messenger RNA, 1011 nt
Organism: Pygocentrus nattereri (red-bellied piranha)
Lineage: Eukaryota; Metazoa; Chordata; Actinopteri; Characiformes; Serrasalmidae
Gene: rnf181
Product: ring finger protein 181
Exons: 6
Coding region: 105-575 (156 amino acids)
Biological process (GO): protein ubiquitination
Cellular component (GO): cytoplasm
Molecular function (GO): ubiquitin protein ligase activity
Source: RefSeq, a predicted model, not a curated record
UACAUAGUGCACUAGGGCGCCAUUUGGGAUCUGGCCCGACCGGUUGGGUGAUGACAGUGCAGUGUUAGCUCAGCUUUCACCACUCCAGCGACAGAAGGGCCGGGAUGACUUCGUACUUUGACGAACAUGACUGUGAGCCAACCAAUCCUGAGGAGCAGUACAGACAGAAUGCCCUACUGGAACUGGCCAGGUCAUUAAUGCAAGGCUUGGACAUCGACUCAGGAUGGCUGGACGUUUCUGACUGGGACCAGCGGCUCCCUCCUCCUGCAGCCAAAGCGGUGGUGCAGAGCCUGCCUCUGCACCGUAUCACCCCCCAGCAAGCAGAUAAAGGACUGAAGUGUCCCGUGUGUUUGCUGGAAUUUGAGGAGGAGGAGACGGUUCGUGAGAUGCCCUGCAAACAUCUCUUCCACUCCGGCUGCAUCCUGCCCUGGCUCGGCAAGACCAAUUCAUGUCCACUGUGUCGAUUUGAGCUGCCCACUGACAAUUCCGACUAUGAGGAGUUCAAAAAAGAUAAGGAGCGGAGAAGACAGAGAGAACACCGUCUGGAGGAUCUGCAUGGAGCCAUGUACACUUGACCUCAUAACCACCACCCCCCCGCCACUCAAACGCACAUUUCAAAUGCAGGGUUUAAUGACUACGUGCUGCCUCGACAACUGAUAGGUGUGUCAUUGAUCUGAGGUUUGGACCAUGCUCUGGAAACUUCUCUUCUACUUGAAAACAAUUAGUUAUUUUUAAGAAAAUGUAAAAUAAAUUUUUGUAUGCAAAUGCACUAAGAUCAGUGUCUAAAGGACCUAUGAAGUCUACAAAGUGAUCAUUCGUUUAAUGUCCCGUGACUGUUCGUUUAAAAGAAUUUCCUUUAAAAGUUUUUUUUGUGCAUAAGAAUUGUGUGUUGAGAAACGCUGGCACUAUUAUCUUUCAUCUUUAUCUAUUUAUUCCUGCUUUUUUAAAUCGCAUUUCAUUUCUUAAAGUGUAAAAAUAAAGCUGGAGUUAAACACUGAGGAAACCUGCAAA